This is a messenger RNA of Balaenoptera musculus (blue whale), 5646 nucleotides long. RefSeq names its product kinesin family member 2A (gene KIF2A). The transcript is spliced from 22 exons. The coding region runs from base 255 to 2507 and encodes 750 amino acids. The record is from RefSeq and is a predicted model, not a curated record. NCBI's taxonomy places the organism in Eukaryota, Metazoa, Chordata, Mammalia, Artiodactyla, Balaenopteridae. Gene Ontology annotation, molecular function: microtubule binding; ATP binding; microtubule motor activity. Gene Ontology annotation, biological process: microtubule-based movement.
CGCCUCACGGCCCCGGCCCUCGCUUCACCCCGACGCCCCGGCGUGCGCGUCCUCCCGCCGGCCUGCAGGCCCGGGGCCUCCGCCUGCCAGCCCGCCGCUGCUCUUCGCGGCCCCGGCUCGCGUUCACGCUGUCGCCCGGGCCGGCGCGGCCGCGGGCAACCGCUCCCCCUCCCACACCUACCCCGUCCCCUCCCCGCCUUUUCCGCCCUCGCGUCCCCCUCCCUCGGCCAGCCGCUGCUGCUCCAGAUGAGGUGAUGGCAACGGCCAACUUCGGCAAGAUCCAGAUCGGGAUUUACGUGGAGAUCAAGCGGAGCGAUGAAUCACUGUUGGCUCAUAGCCGAAUACAUCAAGCAAUGGUAACAUCUUUAAAUGAAGAUAAUGAAAGUGUAACUGUUGAAUGGAUAGAAAAUGGAGAUACAAAAGGCAAAGAGAUUGACCUGGAGAGCAUCUUUUCACUUAACCCUGACCUUGUACCAGAUGAAGAAAUUGAGCCCGGUCCAGAGACACCCCCACCUCCAGCAUCCUCAGCCAAAGUAAACAAAAUUGUAAAGAAUCGACGGACUGUGGCUUCUAUUAAGAAUGAUCCUCCUCCAAGAGAUAAUAGAGUGGUUGGUUCUGCACGUGCACGGCCUAGUCAACUUCCUGAACAGUCUUCCUCUGCACAACAGAAUGGUAGUGUUUCAGAUAUAUCUCCAGUUCAAGCUGCAAAAAAGGAAUUUGGACCCCCUUCACGUAGAAAAUCUAAUUGUGUGAAAGAAGUAGAGAAAUUGCAAGAAAAACGGGAAAAAAGGAGACUACAACAGCAAGAACUUAGAGAAAAAAGAGCCCAGGAUGUUGAUGCUACAAACCCAAAUUAUGAAAUUAUGUGUAUGAUCAGAGACUUUAGAGGAAGUUUGGAUUAUAGACCAUUAACAACAGCAGAUCCUAUUGAUGAACAUAGGAUAUGUGUUUGUGUAAGAAAACGACCACUCAAUAAAAAAGAAACUCAAAUGAAAGAUCUUGAUGUAAUCACAAUCCCUAGUAAAGAUGUUGUGAUGGUACAUGAACCAAAACAAAAAGUAGAUUUAACAAGGUACCUAGAAAACCAAACAUUUCGUUUUGAUUAUGCCUUUGAUGACUCUGCUCCUAAUGAAAUGGUUUACAGGUUUACAGCUAGACCACUAGUGGAAACUAUAUUUGAAAGGGGAAUGGCUACAUGCUUUGCUUAUGGGCAGACUGGAAGUGGAAAGACUCAUACAAUGGGAGGUGACUUUUCAGGAAAGAACCAAGACUGUUCUAAAGGAAUUUAUGCAUUAGCAGCUCGAGAUGUUUUUUUAAUGCUAAAGAAGCCAAACUAUAAGAAGUUAGAACUUCAAGUGUAUGCAACCUUUUUUGAAAUUUAUAGUGGUAAGGUUUUUGACUUGCUAAACAGGAAAACAAAAUUAAGAGUGCUCGAAGAUGGAAAACAGCAGGUUCAAGUGGUGGGAUUACAGGAACGGGAGGUCAAAUGUGUUGAAGAUGUACUGAAACUCAUUGACAUAGGCAACAGUUGCAGAACAUCCGGUCAAACAUCUGCAAAUGCACAUUCAUCUCGGAGCCAUGCAGUGUUUCAGAUUAUUCUUAGAAGGAAAGGAAAACUACAUGGCAAAUUUUCUCUCAUCGAUUUGGCUGGAAAUGAAAGAGGAGCUGAUACUUCCAGUGCAGACAGGCAAACUAGGCUUGAAGGUGCUGAAAUUAAUAAAAGCCUUUUAGCACUCAAGGAGUGCAUCAGAGCCUUAGGUAGAAAUAAACCUCAUACUCCUUUCCGAGCAAGUAAACUCACUCAGGUGUUAAGAGAUUCAUUCAUAGGUGAAAACUCUCGUACCUGCAUGAUUGCCACAAUCUCUCCAGGCAUGGCAUCCUGUGAAAAUACUCUCAAUACAUUAAGAUAUGCAAAUAGAGUAAAGGAGUUUGGAAUUAGUCCAUCAGACAUUCCCUUCUCACAGGGUAGUGGCAGUCGCCCUGAUCUCUCUCCUUCUUAUGAGUAUGACGACUUUUCUCCUUCAAUUACCAGGGUGAAAGAAUUGACUGUGGAUCCAACUGCCGCUGGUGAUGUCCGUCCAAUAAUGCACCAUCCACCAAAUCAGAUUGAUGAUUUAGAGGCACAGUGGGGUGUGGGGAGUUCCCCUCAGAGGGAUGAUCUAAAACUUCUUUGUGAACAAAAUGAAGAAGAGGUUUCUCCACAGUUGUUUACUUUCCACGAAGCUGUCUCGCAAAUGGUAGAAAUGGAAGAACAAGUUGUAGAAGAUCACAGGGCAGUCUUCCAGGAAUCUAUUCGAUGGUUAGAAGAUGAAAAGGCUCUCCUAGAGAUGACUGAAGAAGUAGACUAUGAUGUAGAUUCAUAUGCUACGCAACUUGAAGCUAUUCUUGAGCAAAAAAUAGACAUUUUAACUGAGCUGCGGGAUAAAGUGAAAUCUUUUCGUGCAGCUCUACAAGAGGAAGAACAGGCCAGCAAGCAAAUCAACCCGAAGAGACCCCGUGCCCUUUAAAUCAGCAUUUGCUGCUAAAGGAUUCCCACCCUCGCUACUGUAACAUACAAUGGUUCAGCUGUAAGGGCCAUUCGAAAGUUUGAAAUUUUAAGUGUCUGUGGGAAAUGUCUUGUCCCUUCAACCUGAAUGACAUUUCAGUUUUGUGAAACACUCCUUUGUCUACAGGAUGCUUCUAGUCCAGGAGGCACAGCCGAGGCUUGGGAAUAGUGAAGCAUUUUGUUUCAUUUACCCACAUAGUGAUUUACUUUUGAAGUUCCUUGCCAAUUUUAUUUUCUGUAUGAUGAAGUAAGAUUGUGGACUUGAUCCAGAGGUGAAUAGUAGGGGGAAGCCACAGCAUUUCCUUUUAACUCAGUUCAAUUUUCAUAGCAAGACUGAGCAGUUUUAAAUCCUUUGCGUGCAUGCAUACCUCAUCAGUGAUUGUACAUACCUUGCCCACUUCUAGAAACAGCUGUGCUCACCUCUUCCUGCUUUGUGCCUUGACUAAGGCUACUGACCCUAAAUUUCUGAAGCACAGCCAAGAUAAAUUACAUUCCUUAUUUGUCAUUGUAAAUUACCUUUAUUGUGUGUACAUUUUUACUGUAAUUGAGACAUUUUGUGUGUGUGACUAGAUUUGCAGGAUGUGCCAUAUCAUUGAAUGGAACUAAAGUCUGUGACAGUGGACAUAGCUGCUGGACCAUUCCAUCUUAUAUGUAAAAAUAUCUGGAAUUAUGAUUUUAAAACCAUAUAACAUGUGGUUAUAAUUUUCUUAGCAUUUUCUUUGUAAAGAACUAAAAUAUAAACUAGCUGGUGUAUAAUAAAAAGUAAUGAAAUUCUGAAAAGAGUUUUAUCUUAGGAUAAUACAUAUAUAUGCAGUGUGUGUUCCAGUGUGGUAUUAACAAGACUAAUAGUGCAAUUUGAUCUUUACCAAUACCAUUACUUAAGUUGAAGUGUCCAUUAGCACCCCAAAAUGUACCUUUUAAAUGGUACUGUUAAAGGAAAUUGGCUUCUGAUGCAUGAAUAUGUACAUGUACGUUGAAAGUAGUCCAUAAUAGAACUGUUAGUUUAAGCCAAGUAUAGACAGUACAUAACUCUCUUGAAAAAGAAUUUAAGCUAAGAAAGAGAUGACUUUGCCUUAAAAGGCAGAUCUGACCCAAGCUCCACCCAUUACCUAAUGUAUGAUGUUUCACCAUUAUUUGAUGAGAAUCACUAAAUUCUCACCAAUCAUCAGUUCAUCUAGGGCAUGCUGCUUUUUAAAUAGUGGCACUUAUUUUUACAGAUUGCUAUUCCAAGGAAGAAAACUGGCCACUUUUCAUGUAAAUAUUUUGUUAGAAGAUUUAUAUAUCUCUCUAGGAGUUUUCCCUCAGUUCCCAGGAUAGUGUCUAGGAGUACAUUAACAACAACAAAAAGUCUCCCAAGGGUGUCUUGUUUUGAUUUACUCUAGGGAACUACCAGCUCAUUCAUAUGGGCUAAUGGGAAGCUAUGAAUAGAGUCACAUGAGCCAGAUUCCCUACUUCACUGUCCACAGAACUCAGAAGGUCGCUGUGGGAAAUCCUAACGCCAUGGUGAAAAGCUCCUCUGUAAACUUGAAAUCUAGAGCAAGUGUAGAUUUUCACAGUGUGCUUAUUAUUAAAUCUAUGGAAUGAGUUUUCGAGACAGUUUACUUCAAUACAAUCAAUCACCUUUGUUUUGGAAGGGACUCAGGUUUUCUUGCAGCUGUAAGGUAUGUUCUAUUUGUGUUUAUUUCAAGGAGAAGAGGAAGAAUGGAGAGCUGUUACUAUUGACCUUACAGAGGCUGUUUAAAAAGGUAGUUUCUGAGCCUAACCGAUCUUCAAAGGACAUAAAGAGAUAUGUGAAUUUACUCAUUUUAAAGCACAACAGAUUAGUCUUAAUUUAUUAUUUAAAUUAGAAGGGUACUAUCUCUGGAAGGUCUCCUCAAUAUGAAAUGUACUGCCUUAUACUAUAAUGGCUUCAUUCUGGUUAGUAUUCAAGGUAUAUUAAAAAUCCGUACCAGAAAAGAUCUUGGUAGUAUAAUCCAUUCCUUCAGUUUUACAGAUAGGGAAAUCUGAAGGUUAUAAAAGGGACUAAAACUCAGCAGUCCAUAGGAGGACAGGGAAAUAAGAGGGAAAGCUGAAUUCAAUCUUAAAUUUAGAUUUUCCUUUAAGGAUAGAGAUGGUGCAAGUGAACUUUGCUAAUUAAGUAGUUUUGUGAGAUUAAAAAAACCUACUCUUAAGUUUACGUAGUAUUUAUGUAACAAAAGUGGCUUUGUGCAGUUAUUAUUUAAAGAAUAACUUAAAUUUUUUGGAUCUGGAUUAAACAUUCUUUACUUUCUCAGACUUGAAAGCUGAUAUCCCUAUUAAUAAUUAACUAAAAAUAUACAAGAUUUUAGUUAUAUAGGAAUGUUUUAAUGUAUCACUUUGAAGCCAGAUUUCUAAAAAAUCUGUUUAUGCAAACAACCUAUCUUUCCUUCUAGGUUCACUCAGUGUACCUCUGUUAAAAUAAUUUGGAUUUUAACUUUAAAGCCAGUGUUGAUUUAUAAAAUCCUUUGAAAUUUUAAAUCUAUGACUAUCUCCCAAGAAAAAACAUACAAUCUUAUAGUUCAUUUCAUUCUAGUUGAGCAUCCUCAUUUACAAGUAAGGAAUGCCCAGAAGUAAUAUGCCUGGCACCAUGUGGUGGCAGUAGCAGACUCAGGCUUACCUAGAACCUUAGCCUAUUAUGCUGCAGGAUUGCUAAAGGGGUAGGCAGUGAUAGAAAUUAUAUAGGAUAAACAGAGAAAGAAUGAGAGAAGCAAAAUAACAUUUUAGGAAACAAGGAAACAAUUGCUUUACUGUACACAUGAAUAACAAGAAGAAAUGGUAUGGGGAAUAUGUGACUAAAUUAAGCAUAUUUUAACUUUCUUAUGACUUGAAGAACAAAGGCCUAAAGAGCUAAAAUCCUAAAAAAAGGUUCUCACAGUAAUAUAUAACAUAGGAAAUAUUAGUGUAACAUCUUUAUAUAAUACACUGUUAGAAAUAACUUUUAAGUGUAAAGUUGUGCGUGUCUGCGGCUCUUAAACUUGAAGAGUAUCAUGUAUAAAUUGGACCCUGCCCUAUGUUAUAUAUUAAAAUCAAACCAAAACCAAAAAAAAAAAAAAACAACCUGUACAGUUAGAAUUGACUUACUU